AUGAAGGCCUUCUACUCUUUCGCUCUCCUCAUCGCAGCUGCUCUCGUCUCUGCCGCACCCGCUGACAAGCCUGCUGGCAAACUCGUUCCCAAGGGUGAAGUUACUGGCGGCCGCGAGUACAUCUACUACAUUGUUCCCUCUGCCGAAGAUGAUGGGGCCUAUUAA
Molecule: messenger RNA, 165 nt
Organism: Histoplasma mississippiense
Lineage: Eukaryota; Fungi; Ascomycota; Eurotiomycetes; Onygenales; Ajellomycetaceae
Exons: 2
Coding region: 1-165 (54 amino acids)
Source: RefSeq, a predicted model, not a curated record